AUGCCUUGCUGCAAGUCACAGCACUACAACAUUACCCAACCGAUAAGGCCGCUGAGCGCAGUUUCUCAUCCGAAAGUCCAGAGUGUGAUGCCAAGCGGGUUUGGCCGGAUGUCGGUGUUUCAUGAUCGCGGGCGUCAAGGUUGCCUGGGGAUAGAGCCAGGAGACGAAGGCGACCAUAACGGAACAGCAAACGAGCCUUUAAGCCUGAGGCAGACAUUGGUGGACAUGAGCCGGUGGGGAAAUGGCGAGCCCUGCCAGAUUCAUUCCCACGUUCCUAAAGCCGGAGCUGUUGCGCUAGUUACUCCUCACUUCGGAUCACCACCGACGCCGAAAAGAUGGGUCUUGACUGAAGGCCGAUCCUCCGCUACGGGGUUGCAUCAGCUCGUACAGAUCCAGCUCCACCUUCUUGCCAUUUUCAAAACGCAAAGCCGAAAAGGACAUGGGGAACCAUACACGCUCGAAGCAUCCGGCUAUCAGCUGGAUUCGCAGGCGACCUGGUCUUCCAACUCUAACCAACUGGGAUGUAGCAAAUCAGGCAAACUAGCCGCAAGUAAGGCUACCAUCGCCUGCCAGUUCCAGAGCAUAUUGAUCGUUCAGCCACCGUUAGAAGAGACACCUCUGGCUAGGGAGAAUACGUUGCCGUUGAUGAAGCUGGACGAGACCGGAUCUUGGAAGCAUAAUGCAUUGGGAGAGCGGGCGGCCCACGAAUUCUGCUCAUUGAGCGAAGUUACACGCCGGGGCCUAGGCGGGAAGGAGUCCGGAGCGCCCUCGUCCCUAUUCAACACCUGUCUAUCGGCUGAGCAGCCGCUUACCGAUCAGACAGGGCCUAUGGAUGGUUUCUUCAGGGUAUUGGAAGCCGUUGAUGAAGCUGAGGGCCGCCAGUAUGACAUGAUUGUCGUUGUCACCAUGGUGCUUUCUGACUGGAUUGAGGCUCAUCUGAUGUUCUGGGAUAGCUUCUGCGGUGCCGCGCGUGCUAUUGACCUUGGACAGGUUUUGGCUUGGGCAGUCAAGCGGAUUAUAGUGCUGAUGGGUUGGAGGUUGGUGCGUGGCACAUGAGUGAACGAUCAUCAUGGCAGCUUGAGUGGAAAAAUUAAGGACUUUCCUAAGGGUUGAAGAUUAUUGUUGGAC
This is a messenger RNA of Aspergillus saccharolyticus JOP 1030-1, 1128 nucleotides long. RefSeq lists its product as uncharacterized. The coding region runs from base 1 to 1056 and encodes 351 amino acids. The transcript has 4 exons. NCBI's taxonomy places the organism in Eukaryota, Fungi, Ascomycota, Eurotiomycetes, Eurotiales, Aspergillaceae. The record is from RefSeq and is a predicted model, not a curated record.